CAGUGACAUUUUCAUACAUUUACAAUCAAUCUCUAGCUUCUGGGUGGGUUUUGUGACUUUUGUCAUUAGAGAGUGAAACAGAUCAAACCAAAGAUGGGGAAGAACACAACCUUGAUGCUGCUGCUGGUGUUCUGGCUCGCUACGACGUCGGUUUGGGCGGAGCAGCAGGCUGCUCAGGAUGCCGACCCAAACAGCGAAUCAUGGACCGAGUGGGUCACUAACAAGCUAUCACAGGGGCUCGGUCUCAAGCAGGAGAAUGCAGAGAAUGUGGUGGACCAAGCUGGGGAUGCAGCCUCUAUGGCUAGGGAAAGAGUGGAAAAUUUUGGAUCAAAAUCGAAGUCCGAGGCGCAUGAUGCAGCCAACUAUGCCCGUGACAAUUGGGAUCAGUCAAUAAGAAUGCCUACUGAGAGAGCUGGCAAUGCUGCCCAAGAGACGAUGGCACAAGGAGUUGAAGUCGGAAAACAUAAAGUAGCCAAUGCCUAUGAUGAUGCUAAAGAGAAACUUAAUAGAGGGAAAGACUUUGCAUCUGAUAAAGCUUAUGAUUCCAAGGAGGCAACGGCAAACAUGUAUGGGGAGGCUAAGCAGAAAAUGAAUUCAGCUUCGCAUGUUGCAUCAAAUAAAGCUUCUGAUGCACAAGAAGCAGCGUCGAAUAUGUAUGGGGAAGUAAAGCAGAAAGCGAACUCAGCUUCAAACAUGGCUUCAGAUAAAGCUUCUGGUGCCAAAGAGACGGCAGAAAGUAUGUAUGGGGAAGCUAAGGAGAGAAUGAAUUGGGCUACAGAUAUGGCUUCAGAUAUAGCUUAUGAUGCAAAGGAGGGAGCAGCCAAUAUGUAUGGGGCAGCCAAGCAAAAAAUGGGUUCAGCUUCAAAUUUGGCUUCAGAUAAAGCUUAUGAUGCCAAAGAGACGACUGCUAAUAUGUAUGGGGAAGCCAAGGACAGAAUGAAUCAUGCUUCAAAUGUUGCUUCAGAUAGGGUCAAUGAUGCCAAAGAGUCGGUGAAGGGGGCCAUUGGUUGUGGUACGGACAAAGCAGCAGGUGCAUAUGGUCAUGCAAAGAAUACAAUGCAAACGGCUACGAGUACUGCGGCUGACAAAGCCAAUGAUGCAAUGGAAUAUGGAAGAGAUAGAGCUGCAGAUGCGUAUGAUGGAGCAAAAGAGAAAAUGAACUUGGGCUCUGAUAAGGCCAAUGAUGCCAAAGACAGGGUAGCAGGAGGAGUCGAGUAUGGAAGAGAAAAGGUUGCCAAUUCCUAUGAUGAGGCAAAACAAAGGGUGGGGGAGGCGUACAGAGAAGCGAAGGAUACUGUAUCCGAGCAUACCAGGCAUAACUAUGAGGCUGCUAAGGAGAAGGCGUCUCAGGCAACAGGUGAUCUUGGGGCUAAGAUGAGGAAUUGAUGCUGAUCCAGCCAGAGCUAGCUCUAGCUAUAAGGUAUCUAAUUACCUCUAGAUGUGAUCACUUGAUCAUGUGUUUUUUUCUUUCCUCGUUUCUUGAAAGUUUCAUGUUGUCGUGUUUUUGAAUUUCUGUUUGUAGCAUUUCCCUCUGAAGUUGGAACGUAUUAGAACAUUAGUAUCCACAAUUUUGAAUAUAUUGUCUCUUAAGGUUAUCGAGCCGCAAGAGCAUCAAUAUACAUAUAUGCAAAUAUAUAUAGAUUUUCUUC
Molecule: messenger RNA, 1649 nt
Organism: Fragaria vesca subsp. vesca
Lineage: Eukaryota; Viridiplantae; Streptophyta; Magnoliopsida; Rosales; Rosaceae
Exons: 3
Coding region: 94-1386 (430 amino acids)
Source: RefSeq, a predicted model, not a curated record